CUUAGUGAGUGUUUGCUGCUUAAAAUGUAACCUGGGUUAGCUGCUCUGUCAACUUGGUGGAGGAUUAUCACCUGGACCUGAGGAGGUUAAAGUCCCGGACUCUGUGGUUGGAGCCGCCCUGCCUCCAUCUGAGCCGCUGACAUUUGCCUGCAGCAGCAACCAUGGCCACAGCUGGGAAGGUCAUCAAGUGCAAGGCAGCAGUAGCGUGGGAGUUCAACCAGCCUCUGGUGAUCGAAGAGGUUGAGGUGGCGCCUCCUCAGGAGAAGGAGAUCCGGAUCAAGAUUGUGGCAACAGGAGUGUGUCAGUCUGAUCUAUACUUCCUGUUAAAAUGCAUGAACAAAGCCAUGUUUCCAGCAGUUCUUGGUCAUGAGGCCGCUGGAAUAGUGGAGAGCGUCGGACCCGGAGUAACCGAAUAUCAGCCAGGAGACAAGGUGAUCCCGUUGUUCAUGCCUCAGUGCCGAGAAUGCCGCUUCUGUAAGAGUCCGAAGACCAACGUGUGCGUCAACGGGAUUGUUGCGCGGUUUGAUGAGAAAGAGUUCGAAGCCUCCAGGAUCAGCUGUAAGGGGAGGAAACUGCUGCAGCUGGCAGGAACCAGCACCUUCUCUGAGUACACGGUGGUGAAGGAGAUCGCCGUGGCUAAGAUCGACGCCGCUGCUCCUCUGGAUAAAGUCUGUCUGAUUGGCUGUGCCAUCUGCACGGGGUAUGGAGCAGCUGUGAACGCCGCCAAGGUGGAAGCGGGCUCCACCUGUGCUGUGUUUGGUCUGGGAGCCGUGGGCCUGGCUGCAGUCAUGGGCUGCAAAGCUGCAGGAGCCCAGAGGAUCAUCGCCGUCGACAUCAACCCCGAGAAGUUCGAGAAGGCCAAAGUGUUCGGUGCCACUGAUGUUGUGAAUCCCAAAGAUCACAGUGAACCCAUCCAGCAGGUGCUAACGGAGAUGACCGACGGAGGCGUGGACUUCUCCAUUGAAUGCAUUGGAGACGUGGAAGUUAUGCGCAGCGCCCUGGAGUCCUGUGUCCAAGGCUGGGGCGUCAGUGUGAUUGUUGGCUGGACCACCCUCCAAAACAUCAGCGCUCCGCCAGUCCAGCUCCUGACUGGACGGACAUGGAAGGGCACCCUGUUUGGAGGGUUCAAAGGUAAGGACGGCGUGUCUGGGAUGGUCAAGGCCUACCUGGACAAGAAGCUGAUGGUGGACGAGUUCAUCACUCACAACAUGACUCUGGACCAAAUCAAUGAAGCUGUGGAGCUGAUGAAGCACGGCCAGUGCAUCCGGACCGUCCUGAGUGUUUGUUCUCAGUAGGAGCAACGCGGUUCCUUCAUGACAUUAAAAACAACAGGUUCUGAAGGUGCUGAGCAGUCCAGGAGCGUCAGGAGUGGAAGGCGUUACCAAAACCCGCAAGCGUCGCUCAGAAAAACCUUUCAGUGUAAGAAAUAAUGGAGGAAACUGUCAUGAGUUCAUAGCUGAAGUUUGAAUAAAGAUAAAGGAGCUGA
Fundulus heteroclitus (mummichog) is the source of this 1486-nucleotide messenger RNA. RefSeq names its product alcohol dehydrogenase 1. Gene Ontology annotation, molecular function: zinc ion binding; S-(hydroxymethyl)glutathione dehydrogenase [NAD(P)+] activity. Gene Ontology annotation, cellular component: cytosol. The record is from RefSeq and is a predicted model, not a curated record. Gene Ontology annotation, biological process: formaldehyde catabolic process. Bases 162 to 1295 code for a protein of 377 amino acids. Lineage: Eukaryota; Metazoa; Chordata; Actinopteri; Cyprinodontiformes; Fundulidae. The transcript has 10 exons.